AAGCGCCAUAUUGCGAAGAUGUUUAUCUUAUCAGUGGAAGGUACUUUAUAGUGUGUAAUAACAGGAGCGUAUGUCUACUCCCUGUAAUCACACACUGCAGUUUAACAAUGAGAGGGUUGGCUUUUCUUCUGUCCUACCUUAUCCCUGUUAUUAUGGGAUACUGUAUGGUGAACGAAGACUGUGGGGACAUUGACAGGCUGUGCUGUUCCAUCACUCCGGCUCUGGGGAGAAGGAGACAAGUGGACAGCGACUUUAAUGUACACUACUGCCUCCCAUACAAAAACGAAAACGCCACCUGGUGUUCGUUGCAUAUUCAGCAUUCACCGGAAAUUCCGAACUAUCACGCCCUCUGUCCGUGUGGGCCGGGAUUACGCUGCACACCCACUACGGAGCUUGACCCACAUUGGUACCCGCGGAAUGUGUACGGGAAAUGUACUCACGCUGUUCGACACCAAUGAAAAUCCGAUCAUCUGAUUUAAUUUAAUGUGUAAAGCACAGAACUAUAAUUCAUGGCAGGUUGUGAUAGCCCAAAUUAAAAAGAGAUUGUAUUCAAA
This is a messenger RNA of Magallana angulata, 554 nucleotides long. RefSeq lists its product as uncharacterized. The transcript is spliced from 2 exons. Lineage: Eukaryota; Metazoa; Mollusca; Bivalvia; Ostreida; Ostreidae. The coding region runs from base 108 to 458 and encodes 116 amino acids. The record is from RefSeq and is a predicted model, not a curated record.